This is a messenger RNA of Nerophis lumbriciformis (worm pipefish), 709 nucleotides long. RefSeq lists its product as uncharacterized. Gene Ontology annotation, molecular function: structural constituent of myelin sheath. Lineage: Eukaryota; Metazoa; Chordata; Actinopteri; Syngnathiformes; Syngnathidae. The record is from RefSeq and is a predicted model, not a curated record.
GGAUGCGUGCCAGUAAUGGACCUCACCACUGAUGCCACCCCACCUGUGCCCUCCCCAUGCCUCAUGUCCCAUGGUGCAAUGGGGCUCGUAGGGCGACACCUUCAAAGAGCAGCAAACAAGUCAGCACGGCGGCAGAGCGUGGUGGUGUGGACUACUGGACUUGGAGACGUCCGAAGAAGUCUCGAAGGACCUCACCAGAGCUCAGAAAUACUCGCAUGGCGACGGCGAGCACCUCAGGGCUCGGGCGGAAGAAGAAGAGUCCGAGUCUCAUGGAUUCUUUUAGCAAGAUCUUUGGAGGAGACAAGAAGAAAAGGAGCAAGGGGUCAUUCCGGGGUCACCUGGCCGCAUCGCCCCAGCAGUCCUCCGCCCGCCGUCGGACCAAUGAAAACGCUGUGGUCCAGUUCUUCCGCAGCAUUGUUUCCUCGCCUCGCCCUAAGUCAAAGGCUUCCACGCCGCGUGCAGAGAGCACAAAGUCCCCGGUCAGACGACGCAGGGAGCAGAGCACACUGUCCAGGAUCUUCAACCUGUGAUGUUCUCCUCCGACGUCAGGAGAAACCAAGUCCCGUCCACCGCCCAAACGCUGGAGCACCAUCUUCUGAGCUCCCCGCUUCUGAGGUCCGAAGUGUGGCGGGAGAACAACACAUCUACCCGUGGCAGACUCACUACCAACCAGCCAUGGCUUGUUAACACACUAACACUGGCUUUCUUU